AUGAGUGCUGGCGUGUGGAUGAGUGCUGGCGUGUGGAUGAGUGCUGGCGUGUGGAUGAGUGCUGGCGUGUGGAUGAGUGCUGGCGUGUGGAUGAGUGCUGGCGUGUGGAUGAGUGCUGGCGUGUGGAUGAGUGCUGGCGUGUGGAUGAGUGCUGGCGUGUGGAUGAGUGCUGGCGUGUGGAUGAGUGCUGGCGUGUGGAUGAGUGCUGGCGUGUGGAUGAGUGCUGGCGUGUGGAUGAGUGCUGGCGUGUGGAUGAGUGCUGGCGUGUGGAUGAGUGCUGGCGUGUGGAUGAGUGCUGGCGUGUGGAUGAGUGCUGGCGUGUGGAUGAGUGCUGGCGUGUGGAUGAGUGCUGGCGUGUGGAUGAGUGCUGGCGUGUGGAUGAGUGCUGGCGUGUGGAUGAGUGCUGGCGUGUGGAUGAGUGCUGGCGUGUGGAUGAGUGCUGGCGUGUGGAUGAGUGCUGGCGUGUGGAUGAGUGCUGGCGUGUGGAUGAGUGCUGGCGUGUGGAUGAGUGCUGGCGUGUGGAUGAGUGCUGGCGUGUGGAUGAGUGCUGGCGUGUGGAUGAGUGCUGGCGUGUGGAUGAGUGCUGGCGUGUGGAUGAGUGCUGGCGUGUGGAUGAGUGCUGGCGUGUGGAUGAGUGCUGGCGUGUGGAUGAGUGCUGGCGUGUGGAUGAGUGCUGGCGUGUGGAUGAGUGCUGGCGUGUGGAUGAGUGCUGGCGUGUGGAUGAGUGCUGGCGUGUGGAUGAGUGCUGGCGUGUGGAUGAGUGCUGGCGUGUGGAUGAGUGCUGGCGUGUGGAUGAGUGCUGGCGUGUGGAUGAGUGCUGGCGUGUGGAUGAGUGCUGGCGUGUGGAUGAGUGCUGGCGUGUGGAUGAGUGCUGGCGUGUGGAUGAGUGCUGGCGUGUGGAUGAGUGCUGGCGUUUGGUUCAGCGGCGCACAAUCAUAG
Messenger RNA from Closterium sp. Yama58-4, 939 nucleotides. The record is from the annotation of a GenBank genome assembly. NCBI's taxonomy places the organism in Eukaryota, Viridiplantae, Streptophyta, Zygnematophyceae, Desmidiales, Closteriaceae.